Molecule: messenger RNA, 5983 nt
Organism: Mercenaria mercenaria
Lineage: Eukaryota; Metazoa; Mollusca; Bivalvia; Venerida; Veneridae
Product: serine/threonine-protein phosphatase 5-like
Exons: 14
Coding region: 2-1510 (502 amino acids)
Cellular component (GO): nucleus; cytosol
Molecular function (GO): protein serine/threonine phosphatase activity; protein binding
Source: RefSeq, a predicted model, not a curated record
UAUGGCGGACGAAAACACGCCGGGUGGAGAAGGUGAAAACAAUUCCGGGUCAUGUGUAGCAACGGAACAGAGAUCGCCAUCAGACGACGAUGUUAAAAAGGCAGAAGAGUUUAAGGAAACUGCAAAUGGAUUUUUCAAAAAGGAGGAUUAUAACCAAGCUAUUACAUUUUAUACACAAGCAAUAGAUCUGAACCCCAAUGUUGCUGCUUACUAUGGAAACAGGAGCUUUGCUUACCUCAGGACAGAGUGUUUUGGAUAUGCUCUACAAGAUGCUACAAAAGCCCUGCAGAAUGAUCCCAAGUACCUUAAGGCAUAUUACAGAAGAGCAUCUGCAAAUAUGGCCCUGGGAAAGUUUAAGUUAGCACUUAAAGACUUUGAAGCGGUGGUGAAAGUAAGACCAAAUGAUAAAGAUGCCAAGGCAAAGUACACAGAAUGUAACAAAAUAGUGAAGAUGAACGCCUUUGCUAAAGCAAUAGCUGUCAAUGACAGUAAACCCGUAUCAGAAACCCUGGAUCUAGAAAGCAUGACUAUAGAAGAUGAAUACACAGGGCCAAGGCUGGAAAACGGCAAGGUGACACUUACUUUUGUUCAGGAAUUAAUGGAUACUUUCAGAGACCAGAAAAAACUACACCGGAAAUAUGCAUAUCAGAUAUUAAUAAAUGUAGAUAAAUUGUUCCAAGAACAGCCUUCACUGGUAGAUAUAACAGUGCCUGAGGGUGAGAAGUUUACAGUUUGUGGUGAUAUACAUGGACAGUAUUACGAUCUUCUCAACAUAUUCAAAUUGAAUGGACUUCCAUCAGAAUCUAAUCCAUAUUUAUUUAAUGGUGAUUUUGUGGAUCGUGGGUCAUUUUCUGUGGAAUGUAUAUUUACAUUGCUUUCCUUCAAGCUUUUAUACCCGAACCACUUCUUUAUGGCCAGAGGUAACCAUGAAAGUUUCACAAUGAACCAGAUGUAUGGGUUUGAGGGAGAGGUCAAGGAAAAAUAUACUUCCAAAAUGGCCGACUUGUUUACAGAAGUGUUCAAUUGGUUACCUCUUUCACAUUGUAUAAACAACAAAAUACUGGUGAUGCAUGGCGGCUUGUUUAAAGAUGAAAAUGUCACAUUAGAUGAUAUACGAAAGUAUGAUAGAAAUAGACAGCCACCAGAAGAAGGUGUAAUGUGUGAAUUACUGUGGUCAGAUCCACAGCCUCAGUGUGGGAGAUCUCAGAGUAAACGAGGGGUGGGAACUCAGUUUGGACCAGAUGUUACAAAAAGAUUUCUACAGAAGAACAAACUAGAUUAUGUGAUACGAAGUCAUGAAGUGAAAAAUGACGGAUAUGAAGUUGCUCAUGACGGAAAAUGUAUAACUGUAUUUUCUGCACCAAAUUACUGUGAUACAAUGGGAAACAAAGGAGCCUUUAUAACCUUAAAGGGAGAAGAUCUCACACCAAAAUUUACAUCAUUUGAAGCUGUGCCCCAUCCAAAUGUAAAACCUAUGCAAUAUGCCAGCUCUCUGUUUGGACUGUUUUGAGAAUAGAUGUGAUCUAGUGUCAAUGAAAUUUUGUUACUGAAAUACCAUCAAAGAUGUCUACCUACUGGUACCCUCAACAAAAUUAGCUGAGACUUAAUAUUAGGGACUCGUCUUCAGCAAAAUAGACUGUCAGUUAAUAUUUAUAGGAUUAUGAAUCCAACUAAAAUAAGCUUGAUACAAUCAACAUGAGUAUGUCAAAAAGGGUCUUCUUACAGAAUUUUAUAAACUAUCACAACAGCAAUAUGUUAAGUGUUGUGGUGGCUGUAAAGUCUCCCUGUAAUUGUCAUAUUUAUUAGCUGAUCCUUAGGGACCAUUGAGUCCAUUCAGUGUUUCCUAAUGAUAGAUUUCUGCUUAUCCAUUGUUAGAAGGGGGUGUAUCUUUCAAUACCUCUCCUUAACAGACUCUGUCAAACCCAGUCUGCUAUUACUUGCUUGAUUAUGUUUUAGGCUUCCAUAGGAAUAUCUUACCAAUUUUCUACUAAAAGAACAUGUCUUUAACUGGAAUAAGCUGAGAACAUCCUGCUAGCAUACGUCUUUAACUGAAAUAAGCUGAGAACAUCCUGCUAGCAUAUGUCUUUAACUGAAAUAAGCUAUAAACACCAACAAGAACGUGUUUCUUACUGAAUUCUGAUGAAAUUUGUACAAAGUAAACAUUUUGAAAUGGAGUAAGAUGUUGUCUACCAUCAGACGUGUGUCUUGAAUUGAAUAAGCUGUAAUCUACCACCAGAGGCAUGUCUUUAAUAGAAUAAGUUGUGAUGUGUCUUGAGAAGUGUCUUGACUGGAAUAAGCUGUGAUCUACCACCCUACCGCAGACUUCUCUUGACUGGAAUAAGCUGUGAUCUACCACCGCAGACUUCUCUUGACUGGAAUAAGCUGUGAUCUACUACCGCAGACUUCUCUUGACUGGAAUAAGGAGACCUGCCCUGAAUAGAAUAAGUUGUUAUCUACCACCAGUGGUGUCUUUAACAAACUUUGAUCUACCCUCGGAGCUGUCUUGAAUGGGAUAAGCUGUGAUCUACUGCCAGAGGCAUGACUUGAAUGGAAUAAGCUUUGAUCUAACAGUUUAGAGGAGUCUCAAGUGAAAUAAGCUUUAACCUACAGCAAGCUUGAAUUAGUUGUUACCUUGUUAACCAUUAGCCUGCUGGUGGCAAGUGAUCAGUGCAGACCAUAAUCAUGGUCUGCACUGUUCGCUAUUCAGUUAUUAAAUUUUCAAUGAACACCCCUUUGAAUGAUAAAUGGUACUGCCCAAAUUGGAUGAUAGACCAGUCCAUUUUUGUCAAGCCUGCUUGCGUGUGUCCAUCCGUCCGUCUGAUUUUGACAUGCAUGGACCAAUCUUGUUUAUAUUUGGCAUGAAUGUUUACCUCAAUGAGAAGGAGUGUCAUGCGCAAACCCCAUGUUCCUAUCUCAAAGUUCAAGGUCACAGUUGGAGGUCAAAGGUCAAAUUUAAGUUUGUCCGGACCAUAACUUUGACAUGCAUAGACCAAUCUUGUUUAUAUUUGGCAUGAAUGUUUACCUCAAUGAGGAGUGUCAUGCACAAACCCCAUAUUCCUAUCUCAAAGGUCAAGGUAACAGUUGGAAGUCAAAUGUCAAAUUGAAGUUUGUCCGGAGCAUUUCUUCUUCAUGCAUGGUGGGAUUUUGAUGUAACUUGGCGGGAAUGUUCACCUAGGUCUAAGGUCAAGGUCACACUUAGAGGCCAAAGGUGCUGGCAGGCUUGACAUUCUGCCCGUGGGCAUGCAGAAUGUAUUUCUAGUUAAAAAAUAGGGUAAAGGUACACUCAGACUUCAAACCAGGGACAUGACUGUAUUUAAAACAAUCACAGUAGCAUUUCACCAUAGAGACCCAGGACAAAAUAAGUUUGUGCUAUUACAUUUUCUUGAUUAUAAUAAUAAUUGCUGUCAAGUAGAAAAGUGAGGAGAAAACAAGUAUUGUUUACUGUUAUCAGUAACACAGAUAUUAAGGAGCAAAGGUGUUUGUCAUCUACAAAUGUGAUUACAAAAAAAACUUGAAAGCUGAAAGAGUUAUGUGAACAGAAUAGGAAAAAAGUAGUUGUCUUGGGUCUUUAACCAUAGAAUUGUGGCACAAUAAAUUGCACAAUUAAGCAGUCAAGUUCAUGUAAGUGUCGUCUUUUGCACUAAAAAGUUGUGUUCAUAUACAUUGUAUGUCAUUUUUGGCAUUACAAAGCAGUCAAGCUCAUGUAAAUGUCAUCUUUGGAAUUGUAGAGCAGUCGUGUUCAUGUAAAUGUCAUCUUUGGAAUUAAAGAGCAGUCAUGUUCAUGUAAAUGCCAUCUUUGGAAUUAAAGAGCAGUCAUGUUCAUGUAAAUGUCAUCUUUGGAAUUGAAGAGCAGUCAAGUUCAUGUAAACAACAUCUUACGAAUUAAAGAACAGUCAAGUUCAUUUAAAUGUCCGCUUUUAUGUUCACAUUUAAAGGGGCAUGCCUUCAGAUGUCCACCAAAUUUUCUUAAACAAAUAGUAACAGAUAGCAACAUGUGAUCAUAUAUCAGGAAAAGUUCAAGGUGAUAUUUCACUAGUGAAAGGUACUGCAAAAUUCGUUCUAGUUUACAUCAUAUUUCUGUUGUGUGAUUAAUACUUUAAAGAACUUUUCUGCAUAUUUAACAGACUACUAUUGAAAUCAUUGUUGCUCAUGAUUUUGGUACAUAUAAGAGUUAUUUACUUGUUAAACCAUGAAAUGGACUCUACCCAUUCUUUCAAAGAACUGUGUAAUAAAUGCCGUAGAAGAUAUUUCAUUCAUUGGUACAUGUAUAUAGUUUUACUUCUGAACAAAAUCAAAAGUUCUAUUGGCUGUAUGUCACUCAGUAGUUUAGGUCUUAUUGUGAACACUAGCUUUCAGGAUGGAGGAAGAUCCUAAGUGCCGUCCAGGCAUUUUUACAGGAAAAAAAGAGUACAAAGGAAGACAGGCCUUCCUUUUCAUCAUUUUGGUAAUGACACCAACACCAGUAAAAUUGGGAAAAUGUUCUUGGAAAUUAGGAAAAACUGAAAGUUAGCACAAUGUAAUAAUGAGUUUUUUGUGUGUAACAUUUACAAAUUUGGAAUGACAUUUUAAUAGUUGUUCAACAGUAUAUUAUAACAUAACAGUUGUUUAUUUAAUUGAAGUAAGCAUACAAAGUAGCAAUUCCUAAACAGUCGUAGGGAAUUUAUGUUCAAACCUGGGAAAAAUAGCAUUAGGACUGCCUCCAUUUUCUGAAGGUAGCUUUAUAGGGGAAACGCCCCAGGAAGAAAAAUAACCCAAUGCAAGCCAAAUUAUUGGUUUUCCCAAAUUCGAAGGUUGUUACUAGCCGCAUCAACAUAGGAAAAAUGAUGUAGAACUUGGCAACUUUGACCAGGCAUGAAGCUUGUUAAUGGUUUGUUAUGAAUUGUGUGCCUUUUUCGUAACUGAAGUAACAAACUGUGAUUUUAAUGAUAUAGACCUUUGUGAAAAGAGGGAGAAGAAAGUGUGUUUUUUUACCGUUUACUUAAGAUUUUCUCUAUUUCUUAAAAUAAAACAUUUUUUGUUUGUGGUUUGAUGAAACACCUUGAUAAUUUCCUUGUUUGCUGUCUAUUUAUUAGUAUAAUUUAUCGACUUGAAUUAAUAGAUACAUGAAUGCAAUUGUACAAAGCCUGUCAAAUUGAUACUAUUUAUUUUGAGAGAGAUUAGAUAUUGUACAUGUCUACUGUAUGAAGUAGAAUCUGUUAUCAUUGCUAAGAGAACUUAAGUAUGUUUGUAAUAUAGAGGGGUUGUAGCUUUGGAGAAGCUGAUAUAAAAUCAAUCAUGGCCAGCCAUAAAGAAAAAACAUCUCACUAUUGUAUGUAGGCUAGUAAAUACUUUUCAGGCCAGUGCUUAGAGUUUUAUCAGUGGGCGAAGCAUUGUUCUCUGUGAUAGUUGGUUUAAAAUUGAUUGUGCACCCCCCCCCUCCACAUUGCCUGAUUCAUUUGAAGAAGUUGGCUGCUGGUUGCAGAGAACAGGUUAGUUUGUUUGUUUUGGGUUUAACACCAUUUUCAACAGUAUUUCAGUUAUGUAACUAUGGGCAGUUAACCUAUCCAGUGUUCCUGGAUUCUGUACCAGUACAAACCUGUUCUCCGCAACUUCCCUACAUGAAUCAGAGGUGGAGGACGAAUGAUUUCAGACACUGUCUUUAUCAAAUUGUCACAGAGAAAUGCCUUGCCUAGGGCUCAACUCGCGACCCCUCAAUCUGUUGAUCGAUGCUCUCCCUAUUGAGCUAAGUGGGCUGUCUUAGUACUGGUACAGAAUUCAGAAAUGUUUCCACUGUUACAUAACUGAAAAACUGUUAAAAAUGACGCUAAACAUGAAACAAACAAAUCAGCUGUUCAAAGUUGCUAUUUUUACACAGGUUAUAAAGGUAUGUCGAAGUCUAACUUUUCACAGUAUUUAAUAUUGAAUUGUAAUUCUAUGUUUCUGUCUACAUGUAUUUUGUAUAUAUAACAGAAACUCACUUUUAACAAUAAACUGUCUUUUGAAA